CAAAGGGGUCAGUCAUGCGGGUGCUAUCUUUCAGUUUGGACUGUAUAUAAAGGCUCCCCAAGUGAAAGCUUACUGUCCGUGUCUUUUUGUUCUUUCUCCUUUUUCACUUCUUACACUAUGGCUUUUGCUACCUUUAUUCGAGCGAACCCUGCUUUAGCACCACUUUUCCUCUUCGCAGGCGGAGGCUGUGCAGCUGCUGUUGCCUAUCCACUUUAUUUGCUCCGAACCCAUCCUGAAAUUAACAUUGACCGGAGAAACAACCCAUUCCCGUGGCAGCGUGUACAACAACAUGAAAAUAUCAAGUUCAUCAACAUGGUACCCGAAUUCUAUGAAGGCCGCAAGGACAUGAAACGACCUUCCUACUAAACACAUCCCUUAAUCCAACCAUCAACCAUAUCCAUUCAAAGCCAAAUAAAAUUCCGUGUGUCAAAAACAGCAACUAUUUUUAUCCAGAAAGGAUAGAUGAAGGGAAAUGGCAAAAAAAAAAAAAAAAA
Molecule: messenger RNA, 494 nt
Organism: Radiomyces spectabilis
Lineage: Eukaryota; Fungi; Mucoromycota; Mucoromycetes; Mucorales; Radiomycetaceae
Exons: 4
Coding region: 118-366 (82 amino acids)
Source: RefSeq, a predicted model, not a curated record